Myotis brandtii (Brandt's bat) is the source of this 1321-nucleotide messenger RNA. It is a transcript of the gene NDUFA9, whose product is annotated as NADH dehydrogenase (ubiquinone) 1 alpha subcomplex, 9, 39kDa. The transcript is spliced from 11 exons. Gene Ontology annotation, molecular function: protein-containing complex binding. Bases 55 to 1188 code for a protein of 377 amino acids. Gene Ontology annotation, cellular component: mitochondrion. NCBI's taxonomy places the organism in Eukaryota, Metazoa, Chordata, Mammalia, Chiroptera, Vespertilionidae. The record is from RefSeq and is a predicted model, not a curated record.
CUGCCGAGGAGCCGUAGUCUGCGGAGCGCCGGCGGCAGGGGAUUGUGGGAGAAGAUGGCGGCCGCCGCUCACCCCCGGGUUGUCCGGGUCCUGCCAAUGUCACGUUCUUCUAUUACUGCAUUAGCCACAGCCGUGCUUCAUCGCCCACCCCAGCGCCAGCUUCACCAUGCACUCAUACCUCAUGGGAGAAGUGGGCGUUCCUCAGUCAGUGGGGUGGUGGCCACUGUGUUUGGAGCAACAGGAUUCCUGGGCCGAUAUGUUGUUAACCAUCUUGGGCGUAUGGGGUCACAGGUAAUCAUACCCUAUCGGUGUGAUACAUAUGACUACAUGCACCUUCGUCCUAUGGGUGACCUGGGCCAGAUUAUCUUUCUGGAAUGGAAUGCGAGAAACAAAGAUUCUAUCCGAAGAGCAGUCGAGCACAGCAAUGUGGUCAUCAAUCUUGUUGGGCGAGACUGGGAAACCAAAAACUUUGAUUUUGAGGAUGUUUUUGUGAAAAUUCCCCAAGCAAUUGCUCAGGUGUCCAAGGAAGCUGGAGUUGAAAAACUUAUUCACAUUUCACAUCUGAAUGCCGAUAUUAAAAGUACUUCUAGAUAUCUGAGAAAUAAGGCUGUUGGAGAGAAAGAAGUGAGAGAUGCAUUUCCAGAAGCCAUUAUCAUAAAGCCUUCAGACAUCUUUGGACGAGAGGAUAGAUACCUCAAUUAUUUUGCAAAUAUGCGCUGUUUUGGUGGUGUACCUCUUGUGUCCUUGGGCAAGAAGACAGUGAAACAACCAGUAUAUGUUGUAGAUGUAUCGAAAGGAAUUGUGAAUGCAGUUAAGGAGCCAGAUGCCAGAGGGAAAACUUUUGCCUUUGUUGGGCCCAAUCGAUACCUCCUUUUUGACCUGGUUCAGUAUGUCUUUGCUAUGAGUCACAGACCCUUCCUCCCAUACCCUUUGCCACGUUUUGCCUAUCAAUGGAUAGCACGACUCUUUGAAAUCAGUCCAUUUGAGCCCUGGACAACGAGGGAUAAAGUGGAGCGGGUUCACAUCACCGACAUGACAUUGCCUCACUUGCCUGGCUUGGAAGACCUUGGUAUUCAGGCCACACCCCUGGAACUGAAGGCCAUCGAGGUGCUGCGGCGUCAUCGCACUUACCGCUGGCUGUCUUCUGAAAUGGAUGAGGUGAAGCCAGCCAAGACUGUCAACUUUUAGUGGCCUCUGAGCUGCCCUGGGUUUUUGGUGUCAUUUGGGUCAUCUGGCUAGUGACUAGUCCACUUUCAUCAGAGAAUCCUGUAAACAGUGAAUAAGAUCUCUCUAUUAAAACAUCUGAGAUUAUAUUCUGCAA